UUUAAAUGAAAGAAUAUUAAAAAAUCAUCAAUGAAAUACUGUAGAUUUCCUCACUGAAUUUCUCAUGUCAAGAAAUAUAUCCGUAUUAUUAUUAUAUAUUCAUGUUGAAGAAGAAUAAUAAAGAAAAUAUAAAAAAAGAUAAAAUAGAGCCUUUAGAUGGAGAAAUAUAUGAGGUGGAGAAAAUAUGUGAGGAAUUUAUACAAGAAGAUGGAAAUAUUCUUUAUAGGAUAUCAUGGAAGGGUUAUUCAGAAGACUUUGAUACAUGGGAGCCAAUCGAGAAUCUAAUUGAUUGUGAAAAUGCUCUUGAAGAUUGGAAUCGGCUCAAAAAUUCUACAGCAUUAAAGAAAAAACAAACACUUGUUUCAAAUAAAUAUAUAAAAAAAAAAGAAAAAAAUUCUGAAGAUUUCUAUUGUGACGACGAAACUUCUAGCGUAUUAUUAAAAAAACCUUUCUUUUUAAAUAAUAUAUCAAAGUCUGAUAAAACAAAAGAUAUAUCUAUUAAAAAAAAUAAAAUCAAUAAUCCAAAUAUAAAAAAUAUUGAUAAUAAAAAAAUAUCAGAUAUUGAAGAGGAUAAGAGUUCUUUUGAAUCUAAUUUAAAUGAGGGUAUAUCUUUUAAUACAUUAAAUUCUCUUGAAAAUAAUCCAUUGGAAACAUUUCUUAUGGAAAAUCCCUCUGUCAUUUUUACUAAUGAAAAACCACAUAUUGUUACAAAAGAGAAAAUAUUGCAGUUUAGGAAUAAAAAAAAAAGAAAAGGUGCACUUUUAUCCAGGUCAUUUGUAAGUUCUUUGCAACAAAAAUCUAGUCUUUUAAAUGAAUAUUCAAAUAAUUUUGAAUAUAUUACUAAUGAUUUGCCUUAUAUACAAACAAAAGAAAAUGUUAAACUCAAUGAUUUAAAUAAAUCAUCGAAUCACAUUAUCAAAGCUACUCUAUUCAAAGGAGAUUUUCAUAAAAAAAGUUCAAAAUCUAAAUAUAUUAUUAAAUCAAAAUUAAAUUUUACAAGACCAUUAUCUGUAAGAAAUAAUAGAAAGAUAUUUCUUGAAAAGUUGGAUAUGUUGCUGGGUCCUCCAGUCUUUCUUAUUAAUGAAAUUGAUUCAGAUUUAUCUCCAAUCGAUUUUGAAUUUAUAACUUCUUAUAAAUAUGGUGUAGGUAUAGAACCACGAAAUCCAUUGUUUAUUUCCGGAUGUAGUUGCCCAAAAGAUGGGUGUGAUCUUAAUAAUCCUGGCUCUUGUCAAUGCCUUGAGGAUUCUAAUAAUAAAAGUUUUUCUUAUGAUGAAUAUGGAAGGGUUCGUCGUAAUACUACUUCAAUAAUAUAUGAAUGUAAUGAAAAUUGUGACUGUGGAAUAAAUUGUCCAAAUAGAGUAGUUCAGAGAGGACGUAAAAUUCCUUUAAAUAUUUUUAAAACUAAACAUAAAGGCUGGGGUUUGCAGUGUCCUCGGUUUAUCAAAGAAGGAACAUUUAUAGGUGUAUAUCUAGGGGAAUUGAUAUCUCAAUCUGAGGCAGAAAUACGUGGUAAAAAAUAUGAUCAUGUUGGUGUAACAUAUUUAUUUGAUCUUGAUCUCUUUGAAGAUCAGGUUGAUGAGUAUUACACUAUUGAUGCACAAUAUUGUGGAGAUGUGACGCGAUUCAUAAAUCAUUCAUGUGACCCAAAUCUUGCUAUUUAUAGUGUUUUAAGGGAUAAAAGCGAUUCUAAAAUUUAUGAUUUAGCUUUUUUUGCUAUUAAAGACAUUCCUGCUUUAGAAGAGCUUUGCUUUGAUUAUAGUGGAAGAAAUAAUGAAGAUCAAUUAGGUUUCAUUGGAAAUUAUUCUAAUUCUAAGUAUAUAAAUCUUAAAAAUAAGAGGCCUUGCUAUUGCGGUUCAGCUAAUUGCAGAGGGUGGUUAUUUGGAUAAUCUUUGUUAUUUUAAAACAUAAAACCUUUAAUUUUUACAUUUAAGU
Molecule: messenger RNA, 1932 nt
Organism: Pneumocystis murina B123
Lineage: Eukaryota; Fungi; Ascomycota; Pneumocystomycetes; Pneumocystales; Pneumocystaceae
Exons: 6
Coding region: 102-1886 (594 amino acids)
Cellular component (GO): nucleus
Molecular function (GO): protein binding; zinc ion binding; histone methyltransferase activity
Source: RefSeq, a predicted model, not a curated record